UAUGUCUCUGCCAACUCUGAUCAACACAUAAUCAAUGCAUUCAAACCUAACAUCACUUAAGGAUUAUUUGAAACACAUUUGCAGUCAUUGUUUGAUUUUUUGUCAUUCAUUGUAUUGCUUGUGACCAACAAAUCGUCGGUAAAAAUGUCGGUCAACGAAGAGACCAGUGUUUAUAUGAAUGGCCACAACAACGGAACGGUGACCAAUGACAUCGUCGGCACUCUCAAUGGUGACUACAAUAUGGAUCUGUUUCUGUUUUCGUCGGAAUCGGUCGGCGAAGGACAUCCCGAUAAAAUGUGUGACCAAAUAAGUGAUGCAAUACUUGACGCCCAUUUGGCAGUCGAUCCCGACUCGAAGGUUGCGUGCGAGACGGCCACCAAAGGCGACCUUAUUAUUGUGUUCGGGGAAAUCACAUCAAAGGCCAAAGUGGACAUCGAGGAAGUGGUCAGGAAUACCGUCAAAAAGAUUGGUUACGACGAUCUUUCAAAAGGUUUUGAUUAUAAGACCUGUAAAGUGAUGAUUCAUAUUGACCAACAAAGUCCUGAAAUUGCAUCCGGAGUUCAUGUAAACAAAAGAGAUGAAGAUAUUGGUGCCGGAGAUCAGGGAUUGAUGUUUGGUUACGCCACCGAUGAAACUGAAGAGUGUAUGCCAUUGACAGUGGUAUUGGCCCACAAACUAAAUGCCCGAUUGGCAGACUUGCGACGCGAUGGCACUUUCCCGUGGGCCAGACCUGACUCGAAAAGUCAAGUUACGGCUGAAUACUACUUUCGUCGGGGAGCAGCCAUUCCCACACGUAUUCAUACAGUUGUCAUUUCGAUUCAACAUUCAGAUGACAUCUCUUUGGAUGAGCUAAGAAAGCAAGUGAACGAAAAAGUUAUACAAAAAGUGAUUCCCAGUCAAUAUAUGGAUUCACGAACUGUUAUACACAUUAAUCCGUGCGGGAAGUUUGUUUUGGGCGGACCUAUUUCGGAUGCUGGACUUACUGGUCGUAAGAUUAUUGUUGAUACUUAUGGUGGUUGGGGCGGACACGGAGGCGGCGCCUUUUCUGGUAAAGAUCCGACAAAAGUAGACAGAUCUGCUGCUUAUGCCGCGCGUUAUGUUGCAAAAGCAUUGGUUACUUCAGGUCUCUGCAAGAGAUGUCUCGUUCAGGUUUCAUACGCUAUUGGAAUCGCAAAACCACUUUCAAUAACAGUCUUCUCGUUCGGAACAUCGAAGUUAAGCCAAAAAGAAUUGGUGACAAUUGUGAACAACAACUUUGAUCUCAGACCAGGCAUUAUCAUUAGAGACUUGAAUCUCAAAAAACCUAUUUAUGAGGCGACCAGUGUUUACGGCCAUUUUGGACGACAAGCCUUUCCGUGGGAAGCGUUAAAAAAUCUCAAACUUCAUUGAGAAGUGUAUUUGGUUUGUGUUUAACUUAAUUCAAGAAUAUUCCAAUCUAUCAGUAUUUUUUGACUUAAUUUUGGCACAAAUAUUAAUAUUAUAAUCAAAUGCUUAUUAUAUUUAC
This is a messenger RNA of Oppia nitens, 1504 nucleotides long. RefSeq names its product S-adenosylmethionine synthase-like. The transcript has 4 exons. Gene Ontology annotation, cellular component: cytosol. Lineage: Eukaryota; Metazoa; Arthropoda; Arachnida; Sarcoptiformes; Oppiidae. Gene Ontology annotation, biological process: S-adenosylmethionine biosynthetic process. Gene Ontology annotation, molecular function: ATP binding; methionine adenosyltransferase activity. The record is from RefSeq and is a predicted model, not a curated record. The coding region runs from base 145 to 1389 and encodes 414 amino acids.